Molecule: messenger RNA, 2028 nt
Organism: Octodon degus (degu)
Lineage: Eukaryota; Metazoa; Chordata; Mammalia; Rodentia; Octodontidae
Gene: Pmel
Product: premelanosome protein
Exons: 11
Coding region: 1-2028 (675 amino acids)
Biological process (GO): melanosome organization
Cellular component (GO): melanosome
Source: RefSeq, a predicted model, not a curated record
AUGGAUAUGUUGCCCAGAAGGUGCCUUCUCCACUUGUCUGUCCUGAGCGCUUUGUUGGUUGUGGGGGUAACAAAAGGACCCAGAGGCCAGGACUGGCUUGGUGUCUCAAGACAGCUCCAAACUAAAGCAUGGAACAAGCAGCUGUAUCCAGAAUGGGCAGGACUCCAGGGCCCUGACUGCUGGAGAGGUGGCCAGGUGACCCCAAAGGUCAGUAAUGAUGGGCCUACACUCCUUGGAGCAAAUGCCUCCUUCUCCAUUGUCCUGCACUUCCCUGAAAGCCAAAAGGUGCUGCCAAAUGGUCAGGUUGUCUGGGCCAACAAUACUGUCAUCAAUGGGAGCCAGAUGUGGGGAGGACAACCAGUAUAUCCCCAGGAGCCUGAUGAUGCUUGUAUCUUUCCUGAUGGUGGACCCUGCCCAUCUGGUCCUAGGUCCCAAAGAAGAUGCUUUGUUUAUGUCUGGAAGACUUGGGGUCAGUACUGGCAAGUUCUCGGGGGCCCAGUGUCAAGGCUGAGCAUUGAGACAGGACAGGCAGUGCCAGGCACACACACCAUGGAGGUGACCGUCUACCACCGCCGGGGGGCCCGGAGCUAUGUGCCCCUUGCUUACUCCAGCUCAGCCUUCACCAUUACAGACCAGGUACCUUUCUCUGUGACCGUGUCCCAGCUGCAGGCCUUGGAUGAAGGGAACAAGCACUUCCUGAGAAAUCAGCCUCUGACCUUUGCUCUUCAGCUUCAUGACCCCAGUGGCUAUUUGGCUGGGGCUGACCUCUCCUAUACCUGGGACUUUGGAGACGGUACUGGGACACUGAUCUCUCGGGCACUUGUGGUCCCUCACACUUACCUGGAGUCUGGCCUAGUUACAGCCCAGGUGGUGGUACAGGCUGCAAUUCCUCUCACUACCUGUGGCUCUUCCCCAGUUCCAGGCACCACAGAGAGGCACAUGCCAACCACAGAGGUCUCUGGCACUACAGCUGGGCAAAUGUCCACUGCAGGAGUUGGGGUUACUACACCCAAUCAGGUGCCAACUACAGAGACUUCUGGAACCACAGCUCUGCAGGUGCCAACCACAGAGGUCAUAAAUACUGCCUCUGUGCAGGUGCCAACCGCAGAGGGCACAGGUCCUACACCUGAGCAGGCACCAACCUCAGAGGUUAUAGGCACCACACUUGCAGAGAUGUCAACCACAGAAGCUCUUGGCACGACACAGACAAGGGUGUCAACUGGCGAGCCCUCUGGAACCACGGUUGCACAGGCAGUAGUUACACAGUCAGUAGAGACCACAGCUGGAGAAUUACCCACUGCGGAGCCUGAGGAUCCAGAUGCCAGCCUAUCUGUGCCUACAGAAGGCAUUUCUGGUAAGAGGGGCAAGUUCACCAGCCCCCUGCUGAAUGGUACAGGCACCCUAACGCUGGUGAAGAGACAAGUUCCGCUGAACUGUGUUCUGUAUCGAUAUGGUUCCUUUUCCCUCAGCCUGGACAUUAUCCAGGGUAUUGAGAAUGCAGAGAUCUUGCAGGCUGUGCCAUCCAGCGAGGGUGAUGCAUUUGAGCUGACUGUGGCCUGCCAAGGCGGGCUGCCUGAGGAAGCCUGUAUGGACAUUUCAUCACCUGGGUGCCAGCCUCCUACCCAGCGCCUGUGCCAACCUGUGCCACCAAGCCCAGCCUGCCAGCUGGUUCUGCACCAGGUAUUAAAGGGUGGCUCAGGGACCUACUGCCUCAAUGUGUCUUUGGCUGAUGCCAACAGCCUGGCAGUUGCCAGCACCCAGCUUGUCAUACCUGCAAUGUCUGGGCUUCUGCUCACAGGUCAAGAAGCAGGCCUUGGCCAGGCUCCCUUACUUGUGGGCAUCUUGCUGGUGGUGGUUGCCAUGGCACUUGUAUCUCUGAUAUACAGGCGCAGAUUGAUGAAGCAGGGCUCAGCCCUCCCCAUCUCCCAGAUGCCACUUGGUAGCACCGCGUGGCUGCGGCUGCCCCAGAUCUUUCGCACUUGCCCCACUGGGGAGAACAGUCCACUCCUCAGUAGGCCACAGGUCUGA